Coffea eugenioides is the source of this 1293-nucleotide messenger RNA. Its product is annotated as GDSL esterase/lipase At1g29670-like. The transcript is spliced from 6 exons. NCBI's taxonomy places the organism in Eukaryota, Viridiplantae, Streptophyta, Magnoliopsida, Gentianales, Rubiaceae. Bases 1 to 1293 code for a protein of 430 amino acids. The record is from RefSeq and is a predicted model, not a curated record. Gene Ontology annotation, molecular function: hydrolase activity, acting on ester bonds.
AUGACAGCUGCGGAUUUGAUUGAUUCUACCGGGCACUGGAGGGAUUCAUUGAUUAAACUGUUUUUUCCUACCAUGGUAGCCUGUAAAAUUCUUACAAUUUACAUUCCGCAACAUGGAAGAGAGGAUCACAUGAUAUGGGAGUUCAAAAGAAGCGGGGCUUAUUCUGUCAAGUUGGGAUACCAUUUGGCUGUAACUGUCCGUCGGAGUCAGAAUCCAUCAUCAUCUUCACCAUCCCAAGGGUCAACAAUUCCACAUAGUGUUUGGAAACGGUUUGACAUGCAGUUGGUUCUUGGUGCACCUCAAGUGCCAUGUUACUUUAGUUUUGGUGAUUCUAUAGCUGAUAAUGGCAAUAACAAUAACCUCCCAACAAUAGCAAAGGCAAAUUAUCCACCUUAUGGGAUUGAUUUUCCUGACGGCUCAACAGGAAGAUACACCAACGGUCGAAACAUUCCUGACUUUAUUGCUCAGCUCCUCGGAUUUGAUAAUUUUAUCCCCCCAUACGCAACUGCAAGAGGACAGGACAUUAUCAAAGGUGUAAAUUAUGGUUCUGGUGGAGCUGGAAUUCGCGAUGAGACAAGUUUUCAGCUGGGUGCUCGUAUCAGCUUUAACCAGCAGCUGCAGAAUCAUGGUAGAACAAUUUCACGUAUUAGUCUCUUACACGGAAGUCCGACUUCGGCAAAAGAUUAUCUAAGCAAAUGCUUGUACACUGUUCUGAUUGGAAGCAAUGAUUACCUCAACAAUUACUUCCUGCCACAAUUUUAUUUAACAAGUCGGACCUAUACCCCAGAUCAAUAUGCUGAAGUUUUGAUUCGACAAUUUUCUCAACAACUAAAGACUUUGUACAAUUAUGGAGCUAGAAAAAUUGCACUAUUUGGAUUGGGCGCCCUUGGUUGUAUUCCUGCAGUGAUAGAUAGUUCCGGGGGGACUACGUGCGUGGAUUCAGUCAAUGCCGCAGUUCAAAUAUUUAAUGACAGACUUAAACCACUUGUAGAUGACCUUAAUUCACAAUUAGUGGGCGCAAAGUUCAUCUAUUUAAAUACUAGCAGCAUUCAGUCAGGAGAUCCAACAAGUCUUGGCAUACAGUUUUUCACUGAACCCUGCUGCCAAGUUGAUUCAUCAACUGGACUCUGCAUUCUUGGAAGUACUCCGUGCAGCAAUAGGACCCAGUACGCGUUUUAUGAUGCCAUACAUCCUACCGAGACUGUGUAUCAAGCUUACUCGAUCAGAGCCUUUGAUUCAGUUCUGCCCUCGGAUGCUUAUCCAAUGGACAUUCGCCACCUUGCUCAACUAUGA